AUUUCGAAGAGAGUUCUUGGAGAAGGCGCUUGCUGAUUGAAUGAACUUGAUCAGCUGGUGGCAGCAGGAGGAAGGGGGAGGAAGGGGGAGGAAGCGCGAAGAGCAAGUAGCGAGCAGCUGUCAUCAGUGAGCAGCGAGGGGUUCUGCCCAGUCCAUGCCUUGGGCACAGCUGCCAUUUUAUGAGCACUGAGUCAGCAUGUCUGCAGCUGCCGCAUUGGUGUCAAAGAGUGGCCCAGCCGUAUCGCCCAGCAGCAGUGGUGACAGUGACGUUCCGCUUGGCACUCAAGCCCUCCAGGCAUCUGCCACCAGCAGUGGGGCGAAGGGCGGAUCUAAGCCAGGUCCCAAACCGGGCACCAAGUACAAAACACGGGUGUACAAGGUCAAACCCGGGCCAAAGCCAAGGGACUCUGACGGCAAUGUGAUAGAGAAGGCGGAGUACGCACAUGGGAAUUACCACCGCGAGGUCUUGACAAAGGGCACCCUGCCCCCGAAAAGUCCGUCCGUGACGCCGUCCCCCGUUGUGAAGCACACCCCAGCCCCGUCUAAGUUCCCCGAUGCAGCGGACUUGGAUCAUAAGAGGGAUACAGACCUGCGGCGGAAGCACGAGGUGGAGCAGGCCAGGCUUGAUGGGAAGAAAGUGGCGACCCCGGACGUAAAGCGGCCGUUUUCGAGUGUUGAUGAUGUCAUCGACCGGUUGCUGCCGUACCAUGUUCUGGCCAGCUAUGACGCAGAUGAGCUAGACCUGGAGCAGUGGCAGCGGGACGAGUCGCCGCUGCUGUGCUCGCGCGCACAGGCCUGGAAGGAGCUGCUCAUCGGACGCGCCGCCGAGUUCUCCACCCAGAUGAUGCAGCAGGUCGAGCGCUUCAACCGCGUCGUGCGCCGAAAGCUCGCCGGCCACGUACCAGGGGAAGAAACGCUUUUAGCGGCGAAGCUGUUGAUCGAAGAUGAACGCGCAAAGCUGGCGGCGGAGAAGAAGCUGCGACAGGAGGAGUUGGACCGGCGGCUCGAGGAGAAGCGGGCAGAGGAGGAGCGGAGGAGGAAGCAGGCAGAGGAAGCGGAGCGGGUUAGGUUAGAGCAAGAGCGUGUUAAGCAGGAGGAGGAGAGGGUCAAGGCCGAAGAGGAGAGGGUUAAGAAGGAGGCGGCUGAGAGGAGAGCGGUCGCUGCGGUUGCGGCAGAGGGGUCAGGGGAGUCGGAGGACGAAGGGGGGGAGUCGCAGUCAGGGGAGAGGGACGGGGAGGGCAACAGUGGGGGUGAUGAAGAGGAAAGCGAGGAUUCGGAUGGCGCCGGCAUCCUGAUCAAUAAACCAUCUCAUACAACAGAUGGUAGUGAGCUUGUAAACUUCAACAAUCCUUUCUUGGGGUCCUCUGACUGGACGAAGCAGGGAUCAGGUCUGAAAGGAGCGGGAUAUCCGCUCAAGAGCAGUGAUAGUGGCACCCGAACAACAUCUGGAAUAGAUUGAUUGUCUCUGCCUUUAGAGUGACGUCGACUUUCGUACGCGCGCAUCUGCUGGAACAAGUUGCAUACCGAUUACCUUGUCGAAAGACGUGUUCUGGAAUGUGCUUGAGAACGACAUGCAUGCUGCCCAUGGUGGGCCCGACCGGA
Molecule: messenger RNA, 1602 nt
Organism: Klebsormidium nitens
Lineage: Eukaryota; Viridiplantae; Streptophyta; Klebsormidiophyceae; Klebsormidiales; Klebsormidiaceae
Source: the annotation of a GenBank genome assembly